Molecule: messenger RNA, 345 nt
Organism: Drosophila busckii
Lineage: Eukaryota; Metazoa; Arthropoda; Insecta; Diptera; Drosophilidae
Exons: 2
Coding region: 14-283 (89 amino acids)
Source: RefSeq, a predicted model, not a curated record
UGCUGCUUAGAAAAUGACGCGUUGUGAGCUUCCGUUGCUAUUGCUAGCAGUGUUGUUAAUAACACUGCUGCCUAGCUAUAUAUUAGCCUGGCCACAGGAUCUCUUCUUUGCUCCUUUGCCGCAGGAUGAAGAAGCGCCCGCUGCACCAGCGCUCAACAAUCUCUCCGAUCUAAGUGCUGGCCUCAAUCUGGUGCCUGUGGGCAGUUUAAUUACCGCUGCCGCCAACGCUGUGCCCCCCGCCCCCGUUCAAUUCAUACGCGUUGCUAUGAAUAGCGGUCUAUAAAUUUUUUUUUUUGCUUAUUUUUAUGGUUUUUAAACUUUAUAGUGACUUUUUUUUUAUGUGCA